AUGAGCUCCAUCGUGAGCGCUGGCACCGCCAGCUACGACGUCUACCUCGGCUUCUGGACAAACUGGUCCCGCGGCCUCAUCCUCGGCUCCACCGUGACGCUGAGCAAGAGCCACGGCGCGCUACUCAUCGCCUUCCUCGCCAUCUACGUCGCCAGCGCCGGCAAGAGCGUCUGGCGCAUCGCGUGCUUCGCCAUGCACCGCCGCUUCUCCUCCCAGCACCCCCAGGACGCCGUCUACCACCAGCGCCAGGCCAUCCUCCGCAACGUCGGCAACGCCCAGGACGCCAUCUGGAUGCUCGGCAACUCCCUCAUGAUGUGGCGCAAGAACCGCGCCCGCCAGCCCGUCCGCCGCCUCAUGCCCAUCAUCGUCCUCGCCGCCGUCGUCUCCGCCGUCUUCUCCCUCGCCGGUAUCUUCUCCUCCCAGGUGGCGUCCGAGAGCAUCAACGAGGUCCUGCUCUCCGGGGACCGGUGCGGGCCCCUCGACAGCAACGACAUCAACAACCCUACCGGGUACUACAGCCUCUUCGAGCCCCACCAGACGCAGCGCGUGCAGGCCUAUGCCAGCUACGCGCAGCGCUGCUACACGGAGACGGCUACCACGGACGACUGCAACCUCUACGUCACGCCCCAGCUGCCUACCGUCGCUAACCGCAACGCCGGCUGCCCGUUCGAGUCCGGCAUGUGCAAGUCGGACGAGGGGAACCUCAUCAUCGACACUGGGUACAUUGACAGCAACGAGCACCUGGGCAUUAACCUCCCGGCUGAGGAUCGGUUCUCCCUCCGCAUGUACCACCACUGCGCGCCCUUGGUCACCGAGGGCUUCGCCGAGCCCGCGACCGACUCGUCAUCCCAGCCGGUGAUGAGGUACUUUUAUGGUGCGGCCGCGGAUAGCAUUGGAAACUUCUCGUACCAGAUGCCCAUCAAUGACUCGGUCGCAUCUCUCCUGGACUCGGAUAAGUUGUCCACCGCGCGAUUGGAUUACAACAUUGGUUUCCUCAAGGCGUACGGCGGUGACCCCGCCAUGUCCGCCAUCUACUCCAUGUUCAACCCCAUCCCCCAGCUCAGCCGCCCCGACGCCGACGUCAUGCUCUUCUUCCUCUCCGCCCCGGGCAUCAUCUACUCCCGGGAAGUCGACGACCCGUGGUUCGCCGCCCACAGAAAGGGCCCCGUCACCCUCAACGUCGUAUCCAACGUCACCCGCCAAAACUACUACCGCGACGACCUCGUCUCCGUCAUGGGCUGCGCGAUGCAGACCCAGCUGUGCAACGGCGAGCGCAAGAGCGACGAGGACUGCACCCCGCUGCGUGGCAUGUCCGACGACACGUUUGACCGCUACAGCCCCUGGAAGACGGACAGGCAACGGGCCAUGAUCAAGCGCGCCGACGACAUCUUUGGUCUCGGGCUCUUUACCAUCUCGGGCAUCGUCGACCGCCUGGGCCUGGCCUCCUCACCGCCAGACACAGCCUUUCCGGCACCAUCCAGGGACCCUCCCGGGAACCAGUGGCAGAAGGAAGUCGAGCACUGGGUCACCUCCUCCCUCACGUCCGUUCAGGGUUCCUUUGUCGAGGCCGCCAACGGGCCCUCGGACGCGAUGAUGGGGUUUAGGAGACUUCCCAACGGCACCGAAGAGGCCCAGAUGUGCCGGAGCCAGCGCAUCAUCAGCCCUCGCUACCUGUCCUUCUCCGUCCUCGGUCUGUGCCUUAUAUUAAUUUUUGGCGGGGUGUUCAUGCUUUUGGAUUUCGCCGUGGAGCCCAUGGUACAAUACCUGAGAAGCGUCGCUUGA
This is a messenger RNA of Parascedosporium putredinis, 1782 nucleotides long. Lineage: Eukaryota; Fungi; Ascomycota; Sordariomycetes; Microascales; Microascaceae. The record is from the annotation of a GenBank genome assembly.